This is a messenger RNA of Podarcis muralis (Common wall lizard), 861 nucleotides long. RefSeq lists its product as uncharacterized. Gene Ontology annotation, molecular function: structural constituent of cytoskeleton. Lineage: Eukaryota; Metazoa; Chordata; Lepidosauria; Squamata; Lacertidae. Gene Ontology annotation, cellular component: intermediate filament. The record is from RefSeq and is a predicted model, not a curated record.
AGCAGAUACAGAUGAAAUGGUAUAAAAGGGCUCCCUGAGCUGAGAUCUUCCAACAGCUUCCUUUGGCUUCAUCUCCUUCACUUCAUUUCUACUCCUCUGAGACUUUGACUCACCUCCACCCAACAAUGGUUGACUGUGGUCCAUCCUGUGCUGUCCCAUCCUGUGCUUCCACCCCCACUGUUGGGUUUGGCUCAGCAGGAGGUCUUGGCUAUGGUGGUCUCGGCCAUGGAUUGGGAGGUCUCGGCUACGGUUUUGGAGGACUCGGCUAUGGAUAUGGAGGCCUGGGCUAUGGAAAUGGAGGUGCUGAAAGAGCAGCCAACCUUGGCAUCCUAGAUGGGAUUAUCCCUAAACCCAUCAACCAGAUCCCACCAGCAGAGGUCGUGGUCCAGCCACCUGCCUGCGUUGUGACCAUCCCAGGGCCCAUCCUCUCUGCCAGCUGUGAGCCUGUGGCUGUUGGAGGCAACACUCCAUGUGCCGUUGGUGGUUCCGGGAUCGUAGGAGGCUUUGGGGGCUUGGGCUAUGGGUCUGGUCUCCUUGGAAGCUCUGGGGGCUUCGGCUAUGGUUUGGGUUACGGGAGGGGAGCACUCCUUGGAAGGAAGUUCGGGCGCCAUUUUAGCAUCUGUUCAUAGACCAAUUAAACCUGAGAAGCAUAUCCUGAACUGAUAAUCAGAGGGCUUGAUACAGAUCUAUCGGCCAUGGUUCAGAAAAGCUGAACUCAAGCAAUCGCUCCUGGAAUUCAUCCUCCGUUCUUUGCUUCAGAGUGCAGAAGAAAAAAGAUCCUUCUACACCGAUUUUCUUCUUUGCCCCUUUCAAUGCUCUUACUUUGACCUUUUCAAUAAAGCUUGUUCUGCAUUCUAAUAA